Molecule: messenger RNA, 918 nt
Organism: Sceloporus undulatus (fence lizard)
Lineage: Eukaryota; Metazoa; Chordata; Lepidosauria; Squamata; Phrynosomatidae
Gene: FHIT
Product: fragile histidine triad diadenosine triphosphatase
Exons: 8
Coding region: 140-622 (160 amino acids)
Biological process (GO): intrinsic apoptotic signaling pathway by p53 class mediator; diadenosine triphosphate catabolic process; negative regulation of proteasomal ubiquitin-dependent protein catabolic process
Cellular component (GO): plasma membrane; nucleus; cytoplasm
Molecular function (GO): bis(5'-adenosyl)-triphosphatase activity; ubiquitin protein ligase binding
Source: RefSeq, a predicted model, not a curated record
GAGGAGAAGGAAGAGGAGAAAAAUUCAUAACAAGAUACUAAUGAGGCAGCUAUGGUGGCAUGAACAAGCUGUGACAACUGAGUGCAGAAUGUGUAAAUUUCCAGAUGUUGUUCAUCUGCAACUGUCAUCAUAGCCAAUAAUGGGGAGGUCCUUGCAUGUUGAAGGGUUGACUAUGUCGCUUCGGUUUGGGCAGCAUCUCAUCAAGCCUUCAGUGGUGUUUCUGAAGACGGAACUAUCUUUUGCCCUAGUGAAUCGGAAGCCGGUGGUCCCAGGCCAUGUUCUCAUUUGCCCACUCCGUCCUGUGGAACGUUUCCGUGACCUACGCCCUGAAGAAGUGGCUGACCUUUUCCGUACAACACAGCUGGUGGGCAAUGUAGUAGAACAACAUUUUGGUGGAACUUCACUCACUAUUUCAGUUCAGGAUGGUCCCGAAGCUGGACAGACUGUGAAGCAUGUGCACGUCCAUAUACUUCCCAGGAGGGCUGGAGAUUUCAGCAGAAAUGACAACAUCUACAAUGAGCUUCAGCACCAUGACAAAGAGGCCGAGGAGUCCCCCAGCAAAUGGAGAUCAGAGGAUGAAAUGGCAGCAGAAGCAGCCAGCCUCAAAAAGUAUUUUCAGUGAAAAAAGAGGCAACAAAGUACCUUCAACGAAUGCUGAAACACAAGAAAAUGGAGACAGAAGCCCCUUUUGUUUACCGCUGAAAUGUGAUUUAAAGCACAGAAGAUGUCAGCGUAUUCCACUGAGACACUAGAUUCUUCCACAGGGUUUUUUAUUGGCCCUGCCUAAGCGUUAUUUUAGUUAAGAUGCUUGAUAGCUUGGGUUUCAUAGAGAAUGUCUUUAAAUAGUUGCUUGAAAUUUCUUUGUGAGUAAAUCUUUUAAAAUUAUCCCUUUGCCUACCAUGAAAUAAAGCCUUAAAA